Hippoglossus stenolepis (Pacific halibut) is the source of this 2003-nucleotide messenger RNA. Its product is annotated as ceramide-1-phosphate transfer protein. NCBI's taxonomy places the organism in Eukaryota, Metazoa, Chordata, Actinopteri, Pleuronectiformes, Pleuronectidae. The record is from RefSeq and is a predicted model, not a curated record. Gene Ontology annotation, molecular function: ceramide 1-phosphate binding; ceramide 1-phosphate transfer activity. The coding region runs from base 44 to 694 and encodes 216 amino acids. Gene Ontology annotation, cellular component: membrane; cytoplasm; cytosol. Gene Ontology annotation, biological process: ceramide transport; intermembrane lipid transfer. The transcript has 2 exons.
UUCCCCGGUUUCCUGCUCGACCUGCACUUCCUGGUAGGAAAACAUGGCUGGUUCGUGUGAGGAGCAGAAGUUCAGCUUCCAGGAGAUUCUCGACACCUUCAAACUGUGUCUGACUGACAGUAAAGACGUGGAUCUCCAGCACUACGUGGACGGCUGGCGAGGGCUCAUCAAGUUCCUGAACUGCUUAGGCAGCAUCUUUGGCUUCAUUUCCAAAGAUGCUUCCAGCAAGAUCCUCAUCCUGGUCGGCCACCUGAACGGCGAGAACGGGUCUCAGUACGUCACCAUCCAGUCGAUGGUGAAGUACGAGCUGGAGAAGGAUCUGGUGGACCUGACCAAGAGAGGCAUCCACCAGGAGUCCGGCUGCCGCACCCUGCUGAGGCUCCACCGCGCGCUGAGGUGGCUGGAACUUUUCCUGGAGCGCCUCCGCACCAGCAGCGAGGACGGCAAGACCUCCGUCAUGUGCGGAGAGGCCUACAACGAGUCCCUCUCCCAGUACCACCCCUGGGUGGUCCGCAAGGCUGCGGGCGUGGCGUUCUGCGUGCUCCCCGGGCGUCCUGCUUUCUUCGAGGUGAUGAAUGUGGGCCCCUCAGAGCAGGUGGUGGCCAUGCUGGGAGAAGCCCUGCCUCUCAUCUCUGAGGUUUACCAAGUAACAGAGAAACUUUACGCUCAACAUAACCUACUUGAUUUACCGUAGAGAGCGAGAAGUCCUGUUGUUUACCUCUUUAUACGUGACACCAUUAAAGAUGUGUCCCUGGUGACGGGCUGGUGAGCGAGCUGCUACUAUGAGUUGUGUAUUAUCCGUUUGGUAUUGGGCACAAAUAUUUCCUCAUUAUUACAUUGACACUAGUCUGUACCUACUGCAGAUCUGAAUGUAAAUCUACUGUUAAUUAUAAUAUUGCAUGUUUGUCUUUACUUCUAGUGAUGCAUCUCUGAAUCAUCUGUUUAAUUCAGUAAAUUAUAGGCCGAUCGAUAUCGAUUUUAAAAAAUUGGCUCUGACUCCUGAGAUGUUGUUAUCAAACCCCUCAAAUAAGACUUGAGAAUUGAGGAUCGAAAUUUUACAGUUUAACCAUAAACUUAAUUAUAAUUAACUAGAAAUAAAAAGAGAGUUACGAAUAUAACCAAAUUAAUUAAAAUGUCAACAUAAAUGAAGAUCUUUUCUAUAUUGUUCAUUCUGUGAAAUACAAGUUUUCAUAUUGGAAAAUGUAAGCAGAUCCCAAUAUUUCCAUCAGGCUCUACAGAGACCUACAGUGGGAAUCAUUGGAGUCCUUAUUCACUGCCAAAAGCUGCUUGUUUUCAUUAUUUAUCCCAAAAAAGAAGAUACACUGAUGCUGCCUCUUAACUUUAAACACUGGGUUCUUAUUUAUUACUUUUUGCUGCUUUUCUUUUCUUGAUUUUUGAAAGUGAUUUUGGUAAAUUUGGGGGUUUUUGGUCAGUUUUCUUUAUCGAUUGAUUGCGAAAAAGAAAAUAGUUUCAGGGCUGUUUUGAUCUGACACCAGUCGCGAUUUUUUUUACGUAUCAGCGAGAUUCUGGUAUUAAUUAAUGAAAUAAAAAUUAGACCUUUAAUUCGACAGGUAGAAAACUGCAACUUUAUUAGAGGAGGAGUUUUAAAACUGCUCCAAAGACAAAAUAAAGUCUAAAUGUGCCAAAUCUAAGCUAAUUCAAUGGUAAAGAGAACAGGCUGUUACACUAAGAAACAAAAGUGCUGAAUACAGUGAAUCUUUAAAUAUCUACCGAACAAACAGAAUCUGAAAAUUCUGUUAAUUUUGGGUUGAAUUAAAUGAAAAGUUCAGUUGUUGUUGUUUUAUUUUCUAUGAUCUUUGGGCAUUUUUUUUUAAUUUAAAAUGUGAAGCACAAACAUCCAGUGUUGGUGCAGCUAAUGUACAUGAAGUGAAUGCUGUAUUGAUGAUACAUGCAAUGUACUGUAUAUUGUUUAUAUAUUACUAUGAAUUCAAACAGAACUCGUCAGCACUGUAGCUUAAUAAAACAAAUAAAUCAAAAAAUAA